Molecule: messenger RNA, 10444 nt
Organism: Pantherophis guttatus
Lineage: Eukaryota; Metazoa; Chordata; Lepidosauria; Squamata; Colubridae
Source: RefSeq, a predicted model, not a curated record
CGGAGAUGCGGGGCGGCCGCCCCCCGGGGCAUUAUGGCGAAGGCCGGCGCUGCGAGCCCGUUUGCACCGAGAGGCCCCCCCGCCGCCAGCGGAGGCGAUGCGGAGCGCAGACCCCAGCCCCGGCGACGGCGCCUGUGGAAGGACGGACGGCAGCCCCCCUUGACGCGCGCCGCUGAGCAGCCCUGCGAAAUGCCAAACUUUGCGGCCGCCUCGUCUACCGUUUCUCACGACCCCGGGCAUGGUGCUGGUCAAGAUGGCAUGCGUGUGCUGGAAUCUGCUGGUGCUCCACGCGUUUCUGGCGGAUCUGGCCCUGGUCCACGGGGCGGAGAGAAGCUCCCCCAUCCUGAACGUCGCGGUCAUUUUGGGGAGGACCCCGAGCGUCACGGAAAGAGACGUCCGUGCUCUCAGCAGCCGGGAUGUGGCAGGGGGGCUCCCCACUGACGUUAACGUGGUGCCCCUCCUGAUCAACCAGACCGACCCCAAGAGCAUCAUCACCCACAUCUGCGACUUGAUCUCGGGCACCAAGAUCCACGGGGUGGUUUUCGGAGACGACAGCGGCCAGGAGGCCGUGGCCCAGAUCCUGGAUUUUAUCUCCUCCCAGACUCUGAUCCCCAUCCUGGGCAUCCACGGAGGCUCCUCCAUGAUCAUGGCAGAGAAGGAUGAGAUGUCGACCUUUUUCCAGUUUGGGGCGUCCAUCCAACAGGAGGCCAUCAUCAUGCUGAAGUUCAUGCAGUACUACGACUGGCACAUAUUCUCCGUGGUGACCAGCAUUUUCCCUGGCUACCGGGACUUCAUUAGCUUCGUCAAGUACACCGUGGAGAACAGUUUUGUGGGCUGGGACAUGCAAAAUGUGGUGACCCUCGACGCGGCCAUCGGAGAUGCCAAGUCCACAAUUCAGCUGAAGAAGAUCCACUCUUCGGUCAUCCUGCUCUAUUGCUCCACGGACGAGGCCACCUACAUCUUGGAGGAAGCCCGGUCCUUGGGCUUGACAGGCUAUGACUUUUUCUGGAUCGUCCCCAGCUUGGUCCGUGGGGACAUAGAAAUCCCACCUGACAAUUUUCCAGCAGGGCUGAUUUCAGUGGCCUAUGAUGGGUGGGACUACAGUUUGGACGCUCGGAUCCGGGAUGGUCUUGGGAUUAUUACAACGGCCGCUGCAACCAUGCUGGAGAAAUAUUCCUUCCUCCCCGAGGCCAAGACCAGUUGCUACGGGCAGUCGGAGUACAGCGAACAGCCAUCUCACAUGCUUCACAAGUUUAUGAUGAACGUGACUUGGAAAGGCAGAGACUUAUCCUUCACCACAGAUGGCUACCAAGCCCAGCCGCGGCUCGUGGUCACCGUCCUAAACGAGAGCCGGGCCUGGGAGAAGGUGGGCGAAUGGGAGAACCAGACGCUGACCCACAAAUACUCGGUCUGGCCCCGGUUCAACUCUUUCAACGACAGCGACCCGGACCACAACCACCUCAGCAUCGUCACCCUGGAGGAGGCGCCCUUCGUCAUCGUGGAGGACAUGGACCCCUUGACGGAGACCUGCGUGAAGAACACGGUGCCCUGCCGGAAAUUUGUCAUCAUCAACAACAUCACCAAAGAAGGGAAGAACCUGAAGAAAUGUUGCAAAGGGUUUUGCAUCGACAUCCUGAAGAAGCUCUCAAGGACCAUCAAGUUCACCUACGACCUCUACCUGGUGAUCAACGGGAAGCAUGGGAAGAAGAUCAACAACGAGUGGAAUGGAAUGAUUGGGGAGGUGGUCAAGAAGCAAGCCGUGAUGGCUGUUGGGUCCCUCACCAUCAAUGGGGAGCGCUCGGAGGUGGUCGAUUUUUCGGUGCCCUUUGUGGAAACUGGGAUUAGCGUCAUGGUCUCACGGAGCAAUGGCACAGUUUCUCCAUCUGCUUUUUUAGAGCCCUUCAGCGCCUCCGUCUGGGUGAUGAUGUUUGUCAUGCUGCUGGUCGUGUCGGCCAUCGCCGUCUUUAUCUUCGAGUACUUCAGCCCGGUGGGCUACAACCGCAACCUGGCCCAGGGGAAAGACGCUCACGGGCCCUCCUUCACCAUCGGGAAGGCCGUGUGGCUCCUUUGGGGCCUGGUGUUCAACAACUCCGUGCCGGUGCAGAACCCGAAAGGCACCACCAGCAAAAUCAUGGUCUCGGUCUGGGCCUUCUUCGCCGUCAUCUUCUUGGCCAGCUACACAGCCAACCUGGCUGCCUUCAUGAUCCAGGAGGAGUUCGUGGACCAAGUCACGGGGCUGAGCGAUAAGAAGUUCCAGCAGCCCUACGCCUACUCCCCUCCUUUCCGGUUCGGGACGGUCCCCAAUGGCAGCACCGAGAGGAACAUCCGCAACAACUACAAGGAGAUGCACGCGUACAUGGUGAAGUACAACCAGAAGGGAGUGGAGGACGCCUUGGUCAGCUUGAAAACCGGGAAGCUGGACGCUUUCAUCUACGACGCGGCAGUGCUGAACUACAAGGCCGGGCGGGACGAAGGCUGCAAGCUGGUGACCAUUGGCAGCGGCUACAUCUUUGCCACCACGGGCUACGGCAUCGCUCUCCAGAAGGGGUCACCCUGGAAGAGGGCCAUCGACCUGGCGCUGCUGCAGUUUGUGGGAGACGGGGAAAUGGAAGAGCUGGAAACCCUCUGGCUGACCGGUAUUUGCCACAAUGAGAAGAACGAGGUCAUGAGCAGCCAGCUGGACAUCGACAACAUGGCGGGCGUGUUUUACAUGCUGGCCGCCGCCAUGGCGCUCAGCCUGAUCACCUUCGUGUGGGAGCAUCUGUUUUACUGGAAACUCCGCUUCUGCUUCACUGGGAUGUGCUCCGACCGGCCAGGGCUGCUGUUUUCCAUCAGCCGGGGUAUCUACAGUUGCAUCCAUGGGGUCCACAUUGAGGAGAAGAAAAAGUCUCCCCACUUCACCCUGACCAGUUCUCAGACCAACAUGUUGAAGCUCCUGCAGACGGCCAAGAAUAUGACCAAUGUGAACCCCGGGCGGAUCAAUUCCCCGCAAAGAGCAGCUGAAUUCAUCCGCCGUGGAUCGUUGAUGAUGGACCUGAUGAUGGAAAAGGGCAGUUUCAUCUUCUCGGACAGCAACCGCCCUCUGACCCCCAAGGAGAACAUCUUCAGCGACAACACGAACGAGCUGCAGACCUUCCCUGCUAACCGCCACCCGGAUAAUCUCAACAACUACGUCUUCCAAGGGCCGCACCCACUCACGCUGCACGAGUCCAACCCGAAUACGGUGGAGGUGGCCAUGGCGGCCGAGGGCAAGGAGAGCUCCCGCCCGAGGCAGCUAUGGAAGAAAUCGCUGGAAUCUCUGCGCCAAGACUCCCUCCGGCAGAGUCACGGUUCUCAGAGGGACGAUGGCACGGGGGAAAGCCGGCGGCACUCCCUGAAAGGUCCCAGGUACCUCCCUGAAGACGUCCACUCAGACGUCUCCGACUCCUCCAGCAGAGCCGCUGGCCACGCAGAGGGGGAGAGCAACAGCAAGCCCCCCAAGACCAAGGACAACGCGAAGAAGAGGCCUGCAUCGAAGUAUCCCAAGGAUUGCAGCGAGGUGGAGCUGACCUACCUGAAGAGCAAGCAGUCCUUACCCCGGGACAAAAUCUACAUCAUUGAUGCAGACAAACAGCACAGUUUCCACCUUGAUGUUUCCCCAGAGUAUGUGGAGAACAUUAUCCUUCCUGAGUCGGCUGACUUUUCCAAUCUUUAUCAGGAUCGCAACGACAGCUACCGGGCCCCCGAGCAGAGCAACCAGAUCCCCUUGACCAACGAGGAAAGUCUUCCAAGUAACGGCCAGUACAAGCUCUACCCAAAGCACUACAGCACGAAAGACAAAAACGUGGCCUACGGCGAAGCAAACGAGCGAUACCGGCAGAAGGCCACGCACUGCCGGAGUUGCCUGACCAGCCUGCCCAGUUACGCGGGGCACUACUUGAGCCGCUCACCCUACCGGUGCGCCGCCUGCGUGCGGAUGGGCAGCCUCUAUGACAUUGAGGAGGGCCAGAUGCUGCAGAGCCCUGCCCACUCCGGGCCCCGGGAAGAACUGUGCCAGCAGGACUGGGCCCAGGCGGAGAAGAGCCAGCCGCCCCGGAAGAGCAAGCUGCAAAUCAGCAGGCAGCGUUCGUUCGACAACCUCUUCAGUAAGCAUCGGGACGGCAAUGGGGGCAGAACGGCUCGCAGCAUCAGUCUGAAAGAGAAGGAGAGGCUUCUGGAAGGGGGCCCCUACGCCACCCUCUUCAGGGCUCCCCAAAGCAAACACUCGAGCGGCAAGCUCCCGCUCUUCUCACGCACGUUGGACGACGGUAAGAGGAUCAAGUCGCUGUACCUGGAGUGCUCAGCAGAGAACCCUUUUCUGCGUUCUUACUGUGACGACCAGCACUUGGUCCUGGCGCCGAGUCCCACCGGCCUGCACAGACAGCCGGCCUAUGACAGCGUCUCCAGGUCGUCGGUCAAAUCGGCAGCCUCGUACUGUUCCAGAGAUGGCCGGGUCCACAACGACGCGUGGGUUUCGGAGCACGGGAUGCCUUACGUGGCCACUCAGAACAGCCUGUACUCUGCUCCACGAGGGUUAGACUCCUGCAGCGACAGACGGGUCUAUAAGAAGAUGCCCAGCCUGGAGUCGGACGUGUAGCCCUGACCUCUGGGGGGACAUAGUUGCCAGAGGCCAAAGGGGGCGGCCCUUAGCAGAGCGUUGGAGGAGGGGGAAGAGACCGGUUGCCUUGCGUAGAUCCCAGUCCCAUGUGCUUAGUUCCACCAGAGAGAAGGAGCAGGAAGGGGCCGUGGGAAGGGACAGCCCACUCCCCAGGGGCCACUGCGUGGACUACACUACCCAUAGUUCUGUCUCCCCCUCCCCCGUCAAUUAAGUUUGGUGAAAAAUCUCUUCUGCCCCAAGCAGAGUUCCAAUUCUUGAUCCAAAGGAAUAGCCAUGCAAAGGAAGGCCGAUCUGUAGAGCAGAUUUGCCCCCCCUCCCAGGGAUGGUUGAAAGCAGGACACGAGUGGCCACCCUGGAUGGUCACUGCAUUGGGAAAAAGCUGCGCCCCCUGUUGGCAACUAUGUUGUUUUUCUACCAGGAUGGUUCUUUUGCCCCGUCGGUUGGACUCCGUCCUCCUAGCACUUUCGCCCUCUGUAAUUCUGCCCUCCCAAAAUUUUAUUUUUUAACGGAGAAUAAGCAAUAUGGUAUGCAUGUACUUUGACACAGAACAAAAGCUAAACAAAACAAAAAGCAAGUUUAAGAAUGCGUUUGCACACUUACCGUGGUAAGACUUAUCCAAGAGAUUAGAAAGAUAGUCCUUUUUUAAACGAACAACUAUCUAUCGCUAUAGCUCUAUGAUUUAGCCUCAUAUUUAUUUUUAAACACAGACAAAAGAAAGCAAAAAAACAAAAAAACAAAAAAAAACCAAACCUCAGGGCCCAUGAAUGGAAUCAAUAUUGUCUUCAUCUGUCUCUGUCUUGCAGAGAGCCAACUGCAAUUCACCCUGGACUCCUCCUCCUCUUCCUCCUCCUCCUCCUCCUCCUCCAGAUCCCAUGGCAAGGAAAGACACUGCUGAGGUGGGUCACUGGCUCCACACUGGGCCUUCAACCAGGAAUAGGGGUCUGGGGGCUUGUCUCAGGAAAGGAGGGCCAGUGACCCCCUCCUGCUCCCGUCUAAGAGAGAGAUCCUGUAGUGGCCGGGUGCCCUGGGAGAGGCCGGUGGGGUCUUCUUGGACCAGCUGCCAAUCCGGAGAAGGUCCUGAGCCUAAACAUCCAGCAGCCCAGACAGGAACCAGAUGCAGGAAGGUCUCUGUGGCAGAGAUGACCCCGGUGGAGGGUCUGGAAGCCUGGGAUUUAUUCUCGUAUUUCUUCCGAAGUAGAGCCAGUUGGGUACCCCCCAAAUUAGCACGUGAGGACACCCCCCCAUCGCUUGUUCUUUUGGGUGAUGCUAAGCGUUGGUUUGCACAUUUCUGUUCCCACAACUUCCUUCUUCCUGACCCUGUGGGUUUCGCGUUAGACAGGAGGUGAGCAGGCAGCCCAGGACUUUCCUUGGCAAGGAAGAGAAGGGGAAAGCCUUUGUCCGGCUGGAUCCUCUGUCUGAUGUUGCACUGCCAGGUGUUGUGGGAUUAGGGCAGUGGAAAGGAUCUCGGGGGCUUUUGAGGUGGGAGGUGGGGAUGAAGGGAGCCAUCAGCCAGGGAGGCUCGUCCCAAUUGCUGCAUUGGGGUCUGAGGCUCAUCGAGCGGGAGGAGCCGUUUCUGGGAGAUUGUCCCCUGAUGGUGGAAGUCAUGGCCUUUUGCUCCAGUUUUGAAAAGAUGGGCAUUGUUUGCGCUUUAGGGACAGACCUGGAUCGGAAGGAAGCCGGGGCUGCUGUUACAGGAAGCAGCGCUCGAGUCUCAAAGGAAUCUUGUUGCUUUGGGAAUGAUAAGAGUAGAUCCCAAUGUGGUCACAGCAUCUAGGGAAAACUCUUCCCUCGAGUGGAAGACCAUAAUUCCAGUGAAAAGCAGGGGGAUCAGGGACGGAGUGGUUUGGAGGCUUUAGAACCUCUUCUUGUAAACAAUGGAGCUUCAACCUGAAGCUGAGGUGUCCCUUCAGCCCCUGCAGGACCAACCUUGUCAUGUCUGGAGACACCCUUGGUCCCUCUUCUUUCUCUGGUGAGACAAAUUCGGAGCAGAACCCCAAAACAAGAGGAGGUGCUGGAAUCCUCAGUGGCCCAAGGGGUUGGACCUGUUGGAUGAUGGUUUCUGUGCCCCAUCGCUUUGUUUUAUUUCACAGCUCAUUCUGCAGCCGAAUUAGUUUGCUGGAACUGCACUGCCCAGCUUCACACCUAGAAGCUCUUCAUCCCCGUGGAAGGAAAGCAUUUUUCAGUUUUAGUGCAGGGGGCAGAUACGUCGGCACAGCGCGUAGACCUCAUAAUCUUAACUCCACACCCAAGGUUUCCAUGUGUUUGCGUCCGUCUCAAUGGUGGUAUCUCAGGGCUUAAUAGUAUCUGUCUUUUUGUCUCCUCACCUUGAUUCAAAAUACACACAGAAAGGCACUUCCAUUAAAACAGCCGCAACUUAUAAUGUUGACUGCCCACUUCUUAAUAUCCAAGGCCAACAGUCAUAUGUAUGGAACGGACUUCACUGGGAGGAGAAUGUCUCACCUAGCUUGGGAGCAGCUCUGUAAUGAUGAGUUACUUUGUUUUCAGAAUAUCACGAUCAUCUGUCUGUAUGUUUGGAACCGGCGUCAAUUUCUCUAAACAAGUUUAUUUUAAAUGUGUAAUAUAUGCACCUAACUUGCAUAACCUUGGAGUAGCAAGGAGAACAUCACCCAAGUCUUCCUAAAUUAGGGACCCACUCUGGGUUUGGUCUGGGGUGGAUUUACACACUCGCGUUCCAGGCAACCUUAUAAAACCUGCACUGUGAAUACAGGUCAGUUCAACACGAAAAGCAGGAAGAGAAACCAGAAGGUUUCAGGCCUCCGUUGGCCAUCCUGCUCCAGCUUCCGUUGCAGGGUGGGGGACUCUGGGGCGUAUGGAAAAACACGGGGUCUGAAGUAGAGAAGAGGGGUGAGGUUGGGCUCCACGGCCUGAAUGAGAACCGCCAGGGAAGGGACCCAAUCCACUGCUUUUCAGCAUCGCUGCUGAAGAGACAGGCCCAGCAGGAGUCUCCUGCUUGAGCAGGGGGUUGGACUAGAAGACCUUCAAGGCCCCUUCCAACUCCGUUAGUCUGAGUCUCUCGCUACAGGCAGCCUCGGGUCUCCUGGUGACCUCUUGAUCUUUGAGAAUCGGUUAGUCCUUCUGGACACGUGGCCUUCAGCUGGCUUUCUCUUCAAGGAAGGUCAGCAUUUCGCUGAAGAACAUUAUUCUAUAGAUUUAUUUAUUUAUUUACCAAAUUUAUAUGGCCGCCCAUCUCAUGGAAAGUGUCUCUAGGCGGCGUACAACAGAUAGAUCAUCUCAGGGUUGAAACGAAGAAAUGGAGGGUUGGGAAGCUGCAGUUUUCAUGUAGAAACUUCUGCAGUUCCGGAAAGCCAUGUUUACAUGUUGUUCUCUCUUGGGGGUGGGGGUGGUGAGAGAAAUGGGGUGGCCCCCUUGGGCGAGGCAGACCGAAGGUCUGGUCCAACGGCUCCUGUUCUGGGAGAAGAGCCUGGGCUUCAUCAUUUCAAACCAUCCAUCCUCCCUCGGGCUACCUGAACUCGUAGGUGGAAUCUCUCCUGGUGAAGCGGUGGUUGUGUAUUCCGUCUCAGUGUCAGUUCUUAAGAAAGAAUCCAUGUAGGGCCUGGGGCAGAGAUUAAGCGGAACCUCCCUGAUUCAUCCGCUAAACAUUUCUGUCAAGAUCUCCAAAAUGUUCCUGGGUGGCAGGAUCUCCUUGGUCCUGAAUCUUCAGCGAACGGGUCUUUUCAGAGAGAAAUCUCCGGGGGGUGGUGGUUUCAGAAAGAAAAACUGCCCAGAUCCUACAUUGGUCUGCUGAAAACACAGCUGGUUGGCUCAGAUAACAGCCAAGCAUCUGCCUUUCGGAAAUCCAAUAAAUCUGUUAGAUAGUUGUAAUAUCCUCCCCCCCUCCACACACACACACACCAAAGUUUCUUUCUAGCACUGUUUACUGUUACAUCCUUGAGAGAAUAAUUCCUCAGAGGUUCAAGUGUUUGGAUGUCAAAUUGGUACAUCGCACUACACGGGCAGAGAAAUCUCUAGCUGGCUCAGUGGUAAAUAGAGCAUUUUGCAGAUUGUGAGAAGUGCACAUAACAACUCUUCCCCUCCCCCCCAAAGAGAAAAUUUGGGUAGAGUCAUGUGUGUAACUUAAUUUUUCAAUACUCCAUUUCAAAUGAAUACAAGCCCUUGUUUGCUAGGGAGUCAAUUGUGACCCCAAAAUGCGACCCUCCCCCACAACCCAAAGGAGAAAACCUCUCCUAGACAGAACAGCCUAACCCUUCAUACACAGUACUCUUGGUUAUACGUGUACUGCUAAGUGCAUUCGAAGUACAAUUAAGGUGACCACAAUGCUUGGCAUUGGCAUCUAUCAAGCCACCCUCCUCAGCUGGCACCCACCAGAUGUGCGAGGCCUGGAGCUCUAAAAAUACUAGGGGUCAAUUCCUUGCGCAUCUGAGGAGGGGCUGGGGAGAUUACAAAAGAGUUUGCCAUUUCGGAAUACAAUUUGCAUAGUGUGUAUAUGAUGGUGAAAAACCAGAUCACAAAGAACCAAAUGGGAAGCUGGCCAAUUCACCAUUUCAUGUAUAAACAUAUGGUUGGGUCAAUUUAACUCAACGCCAUCGCAUUACAACAAUUUCUGUGUUGAGUUUUUUUCUGUUGUUAAUAUUUGAAGGACGGGGACUUCUGGGCAAUCUCUUUUGUACCUGCCAAAUGGGUUCUUCUGGGAGGUGCCCUCCCGAAUUGAUACACUCACAAAUAACCAAUUCAUCCCCAUGACAUCCAAGUUGACCCAUUGAGUUCUUUUGUGAUUCUGACCUACACACCCUCUAAAUUGUAUUAAAUAGAUAUGAAGACUCACUCCUGUGACUCGUUCUGUUUCGAUCUCUUUGGACCCGUCGGUUCUGAUGCAUUUUUGUCCUUUGGAGCCUGUUCUCAGGGCUUCUGGAGGUGCUUGUCCUACAGCUUGUUCAGAGGAAGCAUUGAGCAGACGCGUCUCCUGGUGAGCAUCCUUGUACGAUAUUCAUGUAUCCAAGCACCUGCUUGUUGCAUUCAUGUAUUAUGCAUUUUAGAUGCACAUGCACACCAACGUAGGUGUUUAAAUACACAGGAAGUCUUUACUGGACUCACUUUACUAAAAGCCAGAAUUGAUACGACAGUCCUAUCCCUGGAGGCCACCUGGAAGGAUCCAUUACAUGUUCAAAUCAAUACUUGGUAUUGAUGUCAUCCAGCAGCUAACCUACAUUGUGUGAGUUGGCUAUCAGAAGUGGAGCAUAAGCAUUUUCAACACACAAAGCAGCAGUUAUAGGUUUUAGAACUCAACCAUUUUAAAAUAUGCACCCACACUCAAAGGAUCAUGAAUGAACAAUCUGACCAUCCACAAUUGUAGAUGUCUUUAAAAAUCUUACAUCAAUAGUUGGAUCUGCUGGUCUAAAACAGAUACAGGAUUCAGGUAAAAUUUUGUUUGUUUGUUUCUCUGUUCUGUACACUCAACGGCAGUUUUAUCUUCAUCUGCAUAUUUAAACCCAAAUGCAUGACUAAGCACUUAAUACUGUAUAAAUAAUAUUUUGAGACAUAUCUACAAAAACAAACCCACAAAUGUUUGCUUUAAACUUUUGUUGAUAGAAAAAAAGUAUAUAAUGACUACUAUUGUCUUCAAAUUGUAUUGUAUUUUUCAUUUUUGUUAAUGAUAAUGAAGAGAAGAGAGAGAAUGAGAGAAAGAUGCUAAGGGAGUGAUGGAACUGAGUGUUUGCCUAUGCUGAAAUGUACAUACCUGUCAGAGAAAACACGUGCCAAGUAUAACAAAAUGUACAAAAUGUAAAUACAUGAAAAAUUUCAUUUUUCUAAUAAAGAUAAUUUCUGCCA